This is a messenger RNA of Lathyrus oleraceus (garden pea), 469 nucleotides long. RefSeq names its product ubiquitin-conjugating enzyme E2 13. The transcript is spliced from 4 exons. The record is from RefSeq and is a predicted model, not a curated record. The coding region runs from base 117 to 386 and encodes 89 amino acids. NCBI's taxonomy places the organism in Eukaryota, Viridiplantae, Streptophyta, Magnoliopsida, Fabales, Fabaceae.
UCUCUAGUAAGUCCUUUGAUACUUCUUGAUCAAUUACUUUGUUCAUAAUUAGGUUUCAAUUGUAAUUAAAUUUUGAUUGUGUUGUUUAUAGUGAUGGAGGAUUUUUCAAUGCAAUCAUGAGUUUUCCUCCUGAUUAUCCUCAGAAUCCACCAAAAAUGAAGUUUACUUCUGAGAUUUGGCAUCCUAAUGUUGGUUAUGAAGAUUCCGGAGAGCGCUGGUUGCCUAUUCAUACGGUUGAAAGCAUAUCUCUGAGCAUUAUAUCAAUGCUUUCAAGCCCGAAUAUCGAGUCUCCUGCAAACAUAGACGUUGCGAUAGAAUGGAGAGAUAAGAGAGGUGAAUUCAAAAAGAAAGUGGCUCGCUGUAUAAGGAAGUCUCAAGAAAUGUAAUGAAUUACAAGACGAGUUUGUUGUUGGCGUUAGCUGUCAACAAGAUUUUAGGAACUAUAAUAGGAAUAUAAUUAUUAAUUGUU